This is a messenger RNA of Gadus chalcogrammus (walleye pollock), 1452 nucleotides long. Its product is annotated as G2/M phase-specific E3 ubiquitin-protein ligase-like. The record is from RefSeq and is a predicted model, not a curated record. Lineage: Eukaryota; Metazoa; Chordata; Actinopteri; Gadiformes; Gadidae. The transcript has 4 exons. The coding region runs from base 593 to 1186 and encodes 197 amino acids. Gene Ontology annotation, molecular function: ubiquitin-protein transferase activity.
AUUGCAGUGACGAGGGUGGCUGCAUCCCCUUCUCCACCCGGCUCCUCUCCACAACCCAGAUCCCCUUCUCCACCCAGAUCCCCUUCUCCACCCAGAUCCCUUUCUCCACCCGGCUCCUCUCCACAACCUAGAUCCCUUUCUCCACCCGGCUCCUCUCCACAACCCAGAUCAGAUUCCCUGCACGGCAUCAAAAAUAUCUUGCAGGCACUACGGGCAAAUGUAGCCGAGCUGACACCAACUGCAAACUGUUUCAACAUAGUUAGGUCAGGCAUUUUGCAGACUGCAAUUAGAACGGUACAGAGGAGGGCAUUUAACCCGACAUUUAAAAUAGAUGUGGUGUUCAUGGACACACUAGACGGGUCCAGAGAAGGUUCCGUCGACACUGGGGGACCAACAAGGGAGUUUCUAACCCUUCUUAUGAGGGCAAUUCUGGCAUCCAGAUUCUUUGUAGGACCAGAAGACAGCAAGCACCUCAGCCUGGAUUCCAUUGGUAUGUUGACGACAGGACAGUGCAGACACACACACGGAUAUAAAAAAAUGGCCCAAACAUGUACAAGGACUUAACCGGGGGACCUAUGUCAGCAUUGGCAAGAUGAUCGCCAUUUGUAUUGUUCAUGGAGGAGUGGGGCCCUAUGUCUUUUCUGCGAGACUGCUCUGCCAGCUCACAGGGGAACCAGCUCCCCCUGUUGAUGUGAUGGAGAUCGAUGACGAGGAACUGAGGAGUCAGAUCCUGAAGAUUCAACAGGCAUCAACAAUACUGGAGGUCCAUGCUGCUAUAGCCAGUGCGGCCUCAAAUCUGGCGCUAUUGGGGUCCCUGACAGUCAUCAGAACGAUGUCAGACAGGGAUGAGGUUCUGGAGUCUGCUCUCAAAUUCUAUUUGGACAAGAGACUACAUGUCCCUCUCCAACAAUUGCGGCAAGGUUUGGAGUGCUUGGGGGUGCUGCAGGCGGCAGUAGGGAGCACUGCUUUGAGAAGGCUGUUUUCAGGUGGACCCCCUGCCCCACUGACAGCAGAGCAGGUGAUGAAUAUGUUUGCCGUCAACUACUCUGUUCGAGGGAGCUCACGCCGGUCAGAGGAGGAGCGGGCAGUUGGCUACUGGAGGGACUGGCUCAUCGAUGUGGAAGGUAGAAACGGCCAGAGAGUCCCCGGUGAAACGGUGAAACGGCGGCUGUUUCUCAAUUCCUAGCACGCGUACUACGGACUCGAUGACUUGCAAGCACGUACUUGGCAAGUCUGUACUUCAAGCACAUACUUGCGAGCACGCGAGUACGUACCUGCGAUUGGAACAGCAGCGGACUCGAUGACGUCACCACCUCUGCUCGUCCGUUAACUGUGCUACGGCCUCCUUUAGGCAUAUACUACUGAACAAUAUAAACAAAUGAUAUAAAACAAAAUCCCAGCCUCUUUCAUUUUCAAAUAGUAUGUAAAUAUUCUGAAUGAAUAAAAAUUGAA